Messenger RNA from Agrilus planipennis (emerald ash borer), 5848 nucleotides. RefSeq lists its product as uncharacterized. The coding region runs from base 357 to 5750 and encodes 1797 amino acids. Gene Ontology annotation, molecular function: microtubule binding; beta-tubulin binding. The record is from RefSeq and is a predicted model, not a curated record. Lineage: Eukaryota; Metazoa; Arthropoda; Insecta; Coleoptera; Buprestidae. Gene Ontology annotation, cellular component: axoneme. The transcript has 34 exons.
CUUCCCAUAUUAUUACAAUUACCGGUCUACAUUCUAAAAUAUUAGAAUUAAAGGUCAAAAGCCAAUGAUUAUAUCUACCAUUAACGAUCAUUCCAAACGAUAGGUGAAAAAAUUACUUAAUAAAUUCUUUAAAACCAACAUAAAUAAAAUAAACAUACUGAAAUUGAAAACCUAAUAUCAACCUGUAACACGUCGUACUACGUAAAAAAAAGGUCAAAAACAAAUGAUUAUGUAUCGGUUAAACUUAAAAAAUUAAACGUCAGAAUUUAUGUCAUUAUUUGGGGAGGGGGCAGAGUUAAAAUUUUCGCGCUUUUCAUAUUUCGAUUUAUUUUGAUUUGUUUUAAUCAAAAUUAACAAUGGAAGAAGACGAAGGCGAAGAAGAAGCAAUUUCCGAAGGACCUAAACCUGCAAAGGAUAAAAAAGGAAAGAAGGAUAAAAAGAAGUUUGAUCCAUUAGCUGAUCAAGAAAUAAAAUUUAAAAAGGUCGAUUUUGAGCACGCAUUAACACCGGAAGAAAAGGCCGCAAGGAAAAAAGAGAAAGAGGAUAAAAAGAAAGGAAAAGGGAAGCAUAAAGAACCUAAGAAAGCACCUGAAGGUGCAGAAGGUGGAAAUGAAGAAAUGGGAGGAGGAGAUACUCAAGAAGAAAAAUCGGAGGAGCAGAAAACCGAUAAGACGGCAGAGGGUGAGGAGGCCGAAGGAAUCGAACAGGAACCACAAGGCAAGAAGAAAGGCGCUAAGAAAGAAAAAUCUAAAAAGGAGACAGAAGAAAAAAAGGACAAAAAAGAAAAGAAAGAGAAAGAUGUUAUCAAAAUAUUAACAAACGUAUACCUGUUGUCUAUACAAGUGCAAGCGGAAGUUCCCGAAAAGGGCAAAAAGAAAGAUAAAGAAAAACCCGCUGUAGAUAAAGAUGAAAAGGAAACGCGCGAAGAAGAGGAAGAGGAGGAGAUUGAGGAGGAAGAAGAAAAAAUAAAAAAGGAGAAAGAAAAGCCGGUAACAGAUACAGCAAAGAAAGGUAAGGAAAAGGUAAAAGAGAAAGAAGAAGUCCCAAGCGAAAAGAAGAAGGGAAAGGAAAAAGACAAAGGUGAAGAAAGCAAAAAACAAAAAGGAAAGAAAAAGUCUGCAAAAGAAGCUGCAAAAAGCGAAAGCAAAGUAGAAUCGGAAACUGUAGAGACAAAAGAGGAAGGUUCAACAACGGGCAAAGGUAAAAAAGGCAAAGAAAAGAAAAAGGGAAAGAAAGGGAAAAAAACAGUCGAAGAAAUUAACGUAGAAGAAGAAGAAACUGUAAAAACGGAAACCAUUAAGAAAAUGCCAUCAGACGACGAGUGGAGUUGGUACUCGUGCUCUUGUUCCGAAGGAGCCGAAGAAGAGCAAGUCGAAGAAGAAGAGGUCGUUACCAAAAAGGGUAAAAAAGGAAAAAAAGAUAAAAAGGCCAAAAAGGAUAAAUCGAAAAAAGCAAAAAAAGAAGAAGAGGAAGAACAGAAAAAAGAAGAAGAGCCACCUCCUGAAGACGAUAUCUUUGCGGAAUUAAAAAAAAUGCAAGCGGCAGCUCUUGGACAAGCUGAAGAAGCUGCUGAGGAAACUACUGUUGUAAAAAAAGAAAAACCAAAAAAACCGAAGAAGGAAAAGAAACCAAAAGAACCCAAAAAGAAAGUAGUCAUGACCGAAGCAAUGAGGAGACAAAUGGAAGAGGAGGCUAAACGGUUGGCUGAGGAAGAGCGUAUAAGAGCAGAGGAGGAAAGAAAGAGAAUGAUAGAAAAAGAAAAAAAAGAGCAAGUCGAUCACAUUUUAAGAAUGGAACAACUGGAAAAUUCUAUUUUACUUAGACAGCAAAUCAUUGAAAAUAACUAUCAGUUAUUUUUAAUUGUAAAAGAAGAAUCUGAAUGGGACCACUUUAUUCGUUGCGAUGGUUUGCCUUACCCUAUAAACGUAGGGGACAUGAACACGUACAUAGAUUUGUGGAACAGAUACAUGAAGAAGACGGACAUUAAAAUUGCUACACAAAGAACGAAAGAUGUGCUGAAAAUUUUAGAUUUCUUAACGGAGUACAUCGAAAUGCCCUUGGAUGCAACUCCUGAAAAAAUCGAAGACUGGAAAUGGGUACGUCGACAAUGUAUCGAAAACCAGCAACGAAAUGUGGACAGUUUGACUUGUUAUAUUUUGAGCUAUGUUAAAGAGAGAAUGCGCAGAAUUUCUAUACCAGUAGCGGAAUUUAAUUUGGAACAGCCCCAAUUUACCCUUUGCCUUUAUACUUUCGUAGCUCUUCCUCAACCCAUAAUAAAUCCAAGAAGACCGCCUGCUAAAAGGGUGGAAGUUACCUUCGCUGCAACGAAAGUUGAAGUCGUGUUUCCAGAAGACCUCAACUGUUAUCUUUUAUCGAUAAGAUCGAUGUACUUAAGAUACGAUCAUUUGACCGAAACGAGCAGAACUUUUUCAGAGCCCGAACCGCCCGAUAUUUUCAAAAAAGAUUUAAAAGAAACUACUUUUUUGGAAUUCUAUCAUAAACUGUAUUACAAAUACAUAAACCGUAUCAUACCUCCGCCGAAACCGCUGGAGGAAGGUGAAGAGCCCCCUCCCGAGCCAGAGGUCGACAUCGAACAGGGGCUUGUUCCCACUGUACCUUACCAAAAAUUGGAACCUACUGCUAGCGAGUAUUUUGUUUCCGUUGAAGACGAGAUGUAUUCGGAAACCGUUCCAUCCUUGACAACAAUAACGGCCCCAAGGGAAAUUAAUUUAAGAAAAUUCUCAAUCAUAGGCGGUAUUUACUUCCUGAACUUGUUCCACCAACCUCCACAACCGAAAAUCUUGCCGAAUUUAGAAAUAGUCGUGAGAGUGUUGAAGGAUCCGAACUGUCUAAAAGAAUAUCCGUUUUACGUGGAGUACAUUCCUCCUCCUACCCCAGGUCCUGGCGUUAUAAGAUCACCAGAAGAGAUAGAAGAAGAAAUGAAAGAGCAAGAAGAAAAAAUGGACAAACUGAUAUUCGUUAGCAUCGAUUUGCCCAUGCACGUUUUGUGGCUGGAUCCUCCAACCGUUUGUCGAUGGAAUUACAAGGAAAAACUGUGGACAACGGAAGACGUUCACGAUGUAAAAUAUAUUGAGGAAAAAUAUUCCAUUUCGUUUCGUACCGGUAGAUUUGGCACGUUCGGACUAGCCCUCAACAGAUACGUUAACCUUCCGUACCAAACAUGGGAAAUAAAACCUGAACGCAACGGCACCGUUUCGUUGCAAAUAACAGCGGCUGUAUUAUUCAUUGAAUUCAAUGUAAAUGGUAAAUUAAUUUGUAUAUCGAAGUUACAAAACAGCCCGACAUCGGCAAUGAAGGAGCACAUCGGAGAAUAUUACAAACUAACAAAAUUAAUGAGAAUUAUGAAAGAAGGCGGUAUAGACAUUUUUCCUGGGCACGACGCUUUUUUUUACGUUGAAGGGGGACAUUGCCGAAAACACUGGCCUACAGAGGAGCAUUUGUAUUACAAUGUCGCUGAAAUAGCCGGUUGUUUUAACGUAGCCUGGUCUAGAUGGAACAUGGUUUCAGGAAGGAGAAACAUAAUUUUUCAGUUAAGGGAUUACGACGUCGAAAAAACGAAACAGGUACCGUACAAUUUGGUACUGGUCAAUCCUCUGAAUGCAAUUUACAUCGACUGCACCGAAGUUAGUCCUACAUUAAACCUUGAACCGAUCGAAGGGAUGAAGUUUUAUAGCGACCUAUUCUUUCUUAUAAGAGGAACUUCUCGAAUGAACACCAGAACAAAAGUGCAAAAUACUCCUUUGGAUAUGGUAUGCGCAUUAGCAGAGUUACUGGUAAAAACGCGAGUUUUCAGUUGGGCAGGGUACUUCCCAAUUCAAUUGUUUACCCAUGGCGAUCAUUUCACCCUGAGUAACGGCAGUUACGUUAUGACUGCUGCAGUUGUAGAAAUUCACAUCCAGUUUUUCGUCGAGUUUUCUGAAAGACCUAAACCUGCAAAGGAUAAAAAAGGAAAGAAGGAUAAAAAGAAGUUUGAUCCAUUAGCUGAUCAAGAAAUAAAAUUUAAAAAGGUCGAUUUUGAGCACGCAUUAACACCGGAAGAAAAGGCCGCAAGGAAAAAAGAGAAAGAGGAUAAAAAGAAAGGAAAAGGGAAGCAUAAAGAACCUAAGAAAGCACCUGAAGGUGCAGAAGGUGCAGAGGGUGAGGAGGCCGAAGGAAUCGAACAGGAACCACAAGGCAAGAAGAAAGGCGCUAAGAAAGAAAAAUCUAAAAAGGAGACAGAAGAAAAAAAGGACAAAAAAGAAAAGAAAGAGAAAGUGCAAGCGGAAGUUCCCGAAAAGGGCAAAAAGAAAGAUAAAGAAAAACCCGCUGUAGAUAAAGAUGAAAAGGAAACGCGCGAAGAAGAGGAAGAGGAGGAGAUUGAGGAGGAAGAAGAAAAAAUAAAAAAGGAGAAAGAAAAGCCGGUAACAGAUACAGCAAAGAAAGGUAAGGAAAAGGUAAAAGAGAAAGAAGAAGUCCCAAGCGAAAAGAAGAAGGGAAAGGAAAAAGACAAAGGUGAAGAAAGCAAAAAACAAAAAGGAAAGAAAAAGUCUGCAAAAGAAGCUGCAAAAAGCGAAAGCAAAGUAGAAUCGGAAACUGUAGAGACAAAAGAGGAAGGUUCAACAACGGGCAAAGGUAAAAAAGGCAAAGAAAAGAAAAAGGGAAAGAAAGGGAAAAAAACAGUCGAAGAAAUUAACGUAGAAGAAGAAGAAACUGUAAAAACGGAAACCAUUAAGAAAAUGCCAUCAGACGACGAGUGGAUGAAGGAUCCGAACUGUCUAAAAGAAUAUCCGUUUUACGUGGAGUACAUUCCUCCUCCUACCCCAGGUCCUGGCGUUAUAAGAUCACCAGAAGAGAUAGAAGAAGAAAUGAAAGAGCAAGAAGAAAAAAUGGACAAACUGAUAUUCGUUAGCAUCGAUUUGCCCAUGCACGUUUUGUGGCUGGAUCCUCCAACCGUUUGUCGAUGGAAUUACAAGGAAAAACUGUGGACAACGGAAGACGUUCACGAUGUAAAAUAUAUUGAGGAAAAAUAUUCCAUUUCGUUUCGUACCGGUAGAUUUGGCACGUUCGGACUAGCCCUCAACAGAUACGUUAACCUUCCGUACCAAACAUGGGAAAUAAAACCUGAACGCAACGGCACCGUUUCGUUGCAAAUAACAGCGGCUGUAUUAUUCAUUGAAUUCAAUGUAAAUGGUAAAUUAAUUUGUAUAUCGAAGUUACAAAACAGCCCGACAUCGGCAAUGAAGGAGCACAUCGGAGAAUAUUACAAACUAACAAAAUUAAUGAGAAUUAUGAAAGAAGGCGGUAUAGACAUUUUUCCUGGGCACGACGCUUUUUUUUACGUUGAAGGGGGACAUUGCCGAAAACACUGGCCUACAGAGGAGCAUUUGUAUUACAAUGUCGCUGAAAUAGCCGGUUGUUUUAACGUAGCCUGGUCUAGAUGGAACAUGGUUUCAGGAAGGAGAAACAUAAUUUUUCAGUUAAGGGAUUACGACGUCGAAAAAACGAAACAGGUACCGUACAAUUUGGUACUGGUCAAUCCUCUGAAUGCAAUUUACAUCGACUGCACCGAAGUUAGUCCUACAUUAAACCUUGAACCGAUCGAAGGGAUGAAGUUUUAUAGCGACCUAUUCUUUCUUAUAAGAGGAACUUCUCGAAUGAACACCAGAACAAAAGUGCAAAAUACUCCUUUGGAUAUGGUAUGCGCAUUAGCAGAGUUACUGGUAAAAACGCGAGUUUUCAGUUGGGCAUAAUCACAAGUAAUCUGUAACUAUCGUACGAUAUGUAUGUAAUACGUGUAUCAGCUAUUAAGAAAUAAAUAAAGUAGUAAAAUUACAUUCUACGGAAGAGU